Molecule: messenger RNA, 3373 nt
Organism: Boleophthalmus pectinirostris (great blue-spotted mudskipper)
Lineage: Eukaryota; Metazoa; Chordata; Actinopteri; Gobiiformes; Gobiidae
Gene: sorcs2
Product: sortilin-related VPS10 domain containing receptor 2
Exons: 26
Coding region: 1-3261 (1086 amino acids)
Cellular component (GO): membrane
Molecular function (GO): protein binding
Source: RefSeq, a predicted model, not a curated record
AUGAAACCAUUAGGAGGUAAAAGGGUGGGGUCCAUGCAGUCUGCCCGGGUGAUCAACAGUGCGGGAGGAUCCCCUCGAGGGACCUCUCCCCGGGUGUUGCUGGCUCCUGCCGAGUGCACUUCCUCCGAGGCUCUGGAAAGGCUCGAGGUGAAGGUGGCACGACUUUCCGGCUUUAUGCUUUACAGCUCCUCCCACCUGUACCUCACCGCUUCCCGGGGCUGUGGGAUCAAUGCCUGCUGUGCCCUCUCCCGGCGCGACUGUCGACCGAGGCGGACUGUCUAUGGUGCGGCCCAACUAUCAACGGACUACGGAACGACCUACAGCAAACUCAACCUGAUGCCCGGGACAACCAUCGUGGUGACCAGCUUCUACAUCUGCCCCACCAACAAGAAAAAGGUGAUUCUGGUGGGCUCCUCCAUAAACGAACGCGACCAGAUGCUGUUCAUAAGCGUGGACGAGGGCUCCUCCUUCCAGCGCCAACCGGUGAACUUUAACCCCGACACGCUGCUCUUCCACCCCACCGAGGAGGACAAGCUGCUGGCCUACUGCAAAGACGGCACGCUCUAUGCUUCCACGGACCUGGGGAGGAAGUGGACUCUACUGCAAGAGAGAGUCACCAAGGACAAAAUCUUCUGGGCAGUGUCUGGUGUGGACUCAGACCCGGACCUGGUGCACAUGGAGAUGCAGGACGCUAGUGGAGGGUACCUGUACGUGACCUGCCUGAUCCAGAACUGCUCAGACAAAAUGGUGACCGCUCAGUUUUUGGGGAAAAUCGACCACAACUCGCUCCUCGUGCAGGACAGCUACAUCUUUGUCAAGGUGACCACAGGGAAUCGGACCAAGCACUACGUCUCAUAUCGGCGCAAUGAGUUUGUCCAGAUGAGGUUUCCCAAGUACGCUCUGCCAAAGGACGUCCAGAUCGUGAGCACGGAUGAGAACCAGGUGUUCUUGGCGCUGCAGGAGUGGUACCAGACCGACACGUACAACCUGUACCAGUCUGACCCACAGGGGGUGUACUACUCCCUGGUCCUGGAGAAUGUCCGCAGCACCCAGCAGCCCGAGGAGAGCACCCUCAUCGACAUACUGGAGGUGAAAGGGGUCAAAGGUGUGUUCCUGGCCAAUCAGAAGCUCAACGGUAAAGUCACUACGGUCAUCACCUACAACAAGGGCAGGGACUGGGAGCACCUGACGCCGCCUGCCACCGACAUGAACGGGAAGAGCCUCACCUGCAAAGCGCCCGACUGUCACCUCCACUUACACCUGCGCUGGGCCGAUAACCCUUAUGUGUCCGGUACGGUGCACACCAAAGACUCCGCCCCGGGCCUCAUCAUGGGAGCAGGGAAUCUGGGUUCUAAACUGGUGGAGUACAAGGAGGACAUGUACAUCACCUCAGACUGCGGCAAGACAUGGAGACAGGUGUUUGAAGAGGAACAUCACAUCUUGUACUUGGACCAUGGAGGGGUCAUUGUGGCCAUCAAAGAUACAUCCAUACCACUCAAGAUCCUCAAGUUCAGUAUCGACGAAGGACGAACCUGGACGGUGCACAACUUCACCAGUACUUCAGUGUUUGUGGACGGACUCCUGAGCGAACCAGGAGACGAGACGCUUGUCAUGACGGUGUUUGGUCACAUCAGUUACCGCUCGGACUGGGAGCUUGUCAAAGUGGACUUCAGACAGUCGUUCCCGCGACAGUGCACAGAGGAAGACUACGAGUCCUGGCAGCUCACCGACCUACACGGGGAGAAAUGCAUCAUGGGACAAGAGAGGAGCUUCAGGAAGAGAAAGGAGACGUCUUUCUGUAUCAAAGGGAAGAGCUACACGUCGGCUUUGAGCACUAAACCGUGUCAGUGCACAGAGAGAGACUUCAACUGUGACUAUGGUUUCGAGCGCUCCCAGACCGAAGGCCACAGGUGUUUUGCCGACUUCUGGUUUGAUCCUGAUGCCCCUCCAGACGACUGUCAUCUGGGGCGGAGUUACGAGUCCAGCACUGGGUACAGGAAGGUGAUCUCUAACUCCUGUGAGGGAGGCAUAAACAAACAGCAGAGCUCCAAGCAGCACCUGUGCCCUCUGCUGCCCCCUAAAGGACUGCAGCUGGGCAUUAAAGGGCAGAUGUUAGCUGUGGCGCCCGGAGACGACAUCACCUUCAUCGUCCAUCAAGAACAGGGCGACACCAGCAGCACUAAGUAUCAGGUGGAUCUUGGAGACGGGGUGAGAGCCAUUUACCAGAACCUGACCGUGACAGACGAGCCCAUCCAGCACCGCUACGAGAGCCCCGGGGUCUACAGGGUCAGCGUGAAGGCGGAGAACAUGGCCGGACACGCACGGGCCACCAUGUACAUCCAGGUCACAGCUCCGCUGCAGGAGGUGCAUCUGGAGGUGGUCCCCAUCGCUGGAGUUAACCAGGAGGUCAAUGUAUCUGCUGCUGUGCUCCCCUCUGAGGCUAAUCUCACUGUUUUCUACUGGUGGAUAGGAGACAACAUGCAGCCCACCCUGACCCUGCAGAACAGCCUGCUCACUCGCUUCUCUGAGCCUGGGGAGGUGUCGGUCACGGUCCAGGCCUCCAACGGUCGCUCUAUGGUUCAAGACACAAAGAUAGUCCGAGUCUAUGAAAACUUCCAGGUGAUCCCUCUGAGCUUCAGCAGAAACCUGGACCACUUCAACCCAAACAUCCCAGAGUGGAGAGAGGACGUGGGGCAGGUGGUCACCAAAAUACUCUCCAGGAUCACAGGUGUUCCCCAAGACUCCCUGGUUACUGUGGUGAAGCCCGGUCUCCCCACUUCUGCAGACCUGUACGUGCUGCCUCUGGACGAGCAGCUGGACAAGAGGAGCAGAUUUGUCGACAAGCGGAUACCGGCCAUAAUCCAAGCGUUCAACGACAACAAUGUGAGUUUUGUUGUGCGAGGAGGGCAGCAGGUCCUGGUGAUGCUCGCAGACCCGAACGCAGGCUACCAUGGCGCCGCUGGAGGUCCGGGCGUAUGGGCAGUAGGAGUCUUAUUCCUCAUCACCAUCAUUGCCACUGGCUCUUUCAUCCUUUACAAGUUUAAAAGGAAGCUCCCCGUGAACAGAAACGUGUACGCGCAGAUGCACAACGAGAAGGAGCAGGAGAUGACCAGCCCGGUGAACCACAGCGAGGACACGCAGCACAUCAUCCAGGGGGAGGAGUUUAUCGACGACGACCUGGACUCUCACACGCUAGGAAACCAUUCUGGCGUGGUCCUGAGCAUCACCUCCAGAGAGCUGCAGAGCUACCUGAGCAGCUGAUGCCCGCCGCGGCCACGCUGAAGGGGCUGGCUCGUGUUAGCUCAGCCCUGCUAAGAGCACAGGGACUCCACUCUGCCUUCCUCCUCUCCACCCGCCCCCUUCUCUCUGUGUC